Messenger RNA from Equus quagga, 657 nucleotides. It is a transcript of the gene MRTO4, whose product is annotated as MRT4 homolog, ribosome maturation factor. NCBI's taxonomy places the organism in Eukaryota, Metazoa, Chordata, Mammalia, Perissodactyla, Equidae. The coding region runs from base 217 to 657 and encodes 146 amino acids. The transcript is spliced from 6 exons. The record is from RefSeq and is a predicted model, not a curated record. Gene Ontology annotation, cellular component: preribosome, large subunit precursor; nucleolus. Gene Ontology annotation, molecular function: RNA binding. Gene Ontology annotation, biological process: rRNA processing; nuclear-transcribed mRNA catabolic process; ribosomal large subunit biogenesis.
GCACGCGAGGCCCUGGGUGAGGAGCUCAGGACUCGGAGUUCCCCGGACGCGCGGGAAGUCGCCCUGGAGACCCGGGGAAGAGCGCAGGCGGCGGGCCGCAGCGCAGAUUGAGUCAGGCACGCGCGAGGGCAGCCCCCGAGGGCCAUCCCAGAGGCCCCCGCGCCGCCGGGGUCCUAACAGGCUGCCCCGGCUUCCGCCGCACGUGGCUGCAGAGCGAUGCCCAAAUCCAAGCGCGACAAGAAAGUUUCCUUAACCAAAACUGCCAAGAAAGGUUUGGAACUGAAGCAGAACCUGAUAGAAGAGCUUCGGAAAUGUGUGGACACGUACAAGUACCUUUUCAUCUUCUCUGUGGCCAACAUGAGGAACAGCAAACUGAAGGACAUCCGGAACGCCUGGAAGCACAGCCGGAUGUUCUUUGGCAAAAACAAAGUGAUGAUGGUGGCCUUGGGUCGAAGCCCGUCUGACGAGUACAAAGACAACCUGCACCAGGUCAGCAAGAAGUUGAGGGGGGAAGUUGGUCUCCUUUUCGAAGCCCCCAGGCAGCAUGGAGACAAGCCCGUGGUGCUGACUCAGGGCCUGGGCUACAGCCGGGUCAAGUGCCUGCUUUAUUCAGACAGGAACUGCCGAGCAGGGCUCCGCCCCAGCCUUACACAGUGA